AUGUCUAAUAUUCCAGAAAAUGUUAAAGGUGCAGUUGAUAUUGAUCCUUGGUUAGAACCUUAUGCUCAAGUUCUUUCUGAAAGGAGAUAUCUAGCUGAUAAAUGGCAAUAUGAUAUUCAACAUUCAACAAAUGAUGGUUCAAUUCAGAGUUUAUCAAAAUUUGCAAGAGAUUCUUAUAAAUCUUAUGGUUUACAUGCAAAUCCAACUACAAAAGAAAUUGUUUAUAAAGAAUGGGCACCAAAUGCAAAGAAAGCUUUUUUGGUUGGUGAAUUUAAUAAUUGGAAUCCAGAAUCUCAUGAAUUAAAUGAAAGGGAUGAAUUUGGUAAUUUUAAAAUUAUUAUUCCAAAGGAUCCAAUAACAAAUGAUUUUGCAAUUAAACAUGAUUCAAAAAUUAAAGUUAGAUUUGUUUUAAAUGAUGGUUCAGAUAUUUAUAGAUUGCCUGCAUGGAUUACGAGAACAACUCAACCAAAUAAAGAAACUCAAAAACAAUUUGGUCCAACUUAUGAAGGUAGAUUUUGGAAUCCAGAAAAUCAAUAUAUUUUUAAAAAUAAUAGACCAAAAUUUAAUUUAUCAAAUGAUUCAUUAAGAAUUUAUGAAGCUCAUAUUGGUAUUUCAUCACCUGAACCAAAAAUUGCAACUUAUAAAGAUUUUACUCAAAAUGUUUUACCAAGAAUUAAAUAUUUAGGUUAUGAUGCAAUUCAAUUAAUGGCAAUUAUGGAACAUGCUUAUUAUGCUUCAUUUGGUUAUCAAGUUACAAAUUUUUUUGCAAUUAGUUCUCGUUAUGGUACACCAGAAGAUUUAAAAGAAUUAAUUGAUACUGCACAUGGUAUGGGUAUCUUAGUAUUAUUAGAUGUUGUUCAUAGUCAUGCAUCAAAAAAUGUUGAAGAUGGUUUAAAUAAAUUUGAUGGUUCAGAUCAUCAAUAUUUCCAUUCAAUUUCAGGUGGUAGAGGUGAACAUCCUUUAUGGGAUUCAAGAUUAUUUAAUUAUGGUAGUUUUGAAGUUCAAAGAUUUCUUUUAGCAAAUUUAGCAUUUUACAUUGAUAUUUAUCAAUUUGAUGGUUUUAGAUUUGAUGGUGUUACUUCAAUGUUAUAUUUACAUCAUGGUGUUGGUGCAGGUGGUGCAUUUAGUGGUGAUUAUAAUGAAUAUUUAUCAAAGGAAAGAUCAGGUGUUGAUCAUGAAGCUUUAGCUUAUUUAAUGUUGGCUAAUGAUUUAGUUCAUGAAUUAUUACCUGAUCAAGCUGUUACAAUUGCAGAAGAUGUUUCAGGUUAUCCAACUCUUUGUUUACCACGUAAUAUUGGUGGUGCAGGUUUUGAUUAUAGAUUAGCAAUGGCUUUACCUGAUAUGUGGAUUAAAUUAUUAAAAGAGAAAAAAGAUGAAGAUUGGGAUAUGGGUUUCAUUGUUCAUACUUUAACUAAUAGAAGAUAUGCUGAAAAAGUUGUUGCUUAUGCAGAAUCUCAUGAUCAAGCUCUUGUUGGUGAUAAAACUUUAGCAUUUUGGUUAAUGGAUGCUGCUAUGUAUACAGAUAUGACAGUCUUAAAAGAAACAACUCCAAUUAUUGAUCGUGGUAUUGCUUUACAUAAAAUGAUUAGAUUGUUAACUCACUCGCUUGGUGGUGAAGCUUAUUUAAAUUUCGAAGGUAAUGAAUUUGGUCAUCCAGAAUGGUUAGAUUUCCCAAAUAUUAAUAAUAAUGAUUCUUAUCAUUAUGCUCGUAGACAAUUUAAUUUGAUUGAUGAUAAUUUAUUACGUUAUCAACAUUUAAAUGAUUUCGAUAGUGCUAUGCAACAUUGUGAAAUGAAACAUCAAUGGUUAAAUACUCCACAAGCUUAUGUUUCAUUAAAACAUGAAGUUGAUAAAGUUGUCGCAUUUGAACGUAAUGGUUUAUUAUUUAUCUUUAAUUUCCAUCCAACGAAUAGUUUCACUGAUUAUAGAAUUGGUGUAGAUCAAGCAGGUUCUUAUAAAAUUGUUUUAAAUACUGAUCGUGCUAAGUUUGGUGGUCAUGAUAGAAUUGAUGAAAAUUCAAAGUUUUUCACUACUGAUUUAGAAUGGAAUAAUAGAAGAAACUUCAUUCAAGUUUAUAUCCCAAGUAGAGUUGCUUUGGUUUUAGCUUUGGAUAAAUAA
Molecule: messenger RNA, 2118 nt
Organism: Maudiozyma saulgeensis
Lineage: Eukaryota; Fungi; Ascomycota; Saccharomycetes; Saccharomycetales; Saccharomycetaceae
Source: the annotation of a GenBank genome assembly